Molecule: messenger RNA, 2849 nt
Organism: Manihot esculenta (cassava)
Lineage: Eukaryota; Viridiplantae; Streptophyta; Magnoliopsida; Malpighiales; Euphorbiaceae
Product: UDP-glycosyltransferase 83A1
Exons: 2
Coding region: 1350-2726 (458 amino acids)
Molecular function (GO): UDP-glycosyltransferase activity
Source: RefSeq, a predicted model, not a curated record
CAGCUAUAAUUAGUUAUUGAAAUUUAAAUUUAAAAUUUUAUAGAUAUCACAAGUACAAAUAAAUUAAAGAUCAUUAGUGUUUUUUCUCCCUUAAACUAUUUGUUUUAACAAAAAAAAAAAUCUUAUAGAUCCUGGUCAGUUGACCAGUGAGUUUGAUUCUAAAACCUCCGGUGCAAGGAAUUUGGUUCAAGUCUUCUAUAAUAGCUAUACCAGAGGAUACAAAUUCCCUAAUUUCAUUGCUAAAGAAUAGCUAGAUUCAUAGCUAUUCCAUGUCUUAAAACCAACUGGAACUUUUUCAUGGCAGCUCUUGUCAAAUUUUCUCAACAAAAUCAAAUUUCUCCUCCGUCAACUCCCCUUUUUCUCAACAAAAUGUCCCAGAGAUUACUCGUUGCACAGUUUUUCUUUGAUAAUUAUUAUCUAGUAUCAGUUGGUUUUUAUUUAUAUGAAUUAGUCAUUUUUACAAAUUUUCACUCUUGAAUCUGACCAUUAACAUUUUUCUAUGCCCUUUCAAGAACCCAUUUCUCGCACUUAGAUUAGAUCUUGAAGCAAAUGGUUCAUUACUACAAACAAAAACCUAAUAAGACGAGGCGGCUGAUUAUUACACACUCCAAUCAGCAAAGGACAAUUAUGAAGGCAAUGGCCAGCUAAAAAUAAACAGCAACGUGGCAAUGACUAAAUCAACAACAAAAUUUAUUUUUUGAUUCAUUUGAUUUCGAGUGGGUUUGAACUUGAUAUUUCUCUGUGCCGAAAAUAACUCCACAACUCCAAUAGCAAUGGGCUUUAGUAACAACCAAAUUUUUUAAACAGUAUGAAAAUACAUUAUAUGGCUGCUCUGUGUAGUCAAAUUAUGUAAAAUCUACGAAUCAUAUUGUGGCCUUCUCCAGGUAAAAUUGGUUCUUAAAAAAAGAAAACUAUUUCUGUAAACAUGUUUUUCUACAAAAUCCAUCAUAAUAUCAGUAGCAUGACUGACCAGAUUAAUAGAUAAAUUCUCAAACUGGGGUCACAAAAUUAAUAUCGCAGUCACAUGAGCCUGUGUAUCCCAAGAAGCCGGACUGAAAGUAUCUAGAGGAGUUGAAUAUACUAACCACCAACAGCAUAUGUUCAACAACUAUAAAAUAUAGGGGCAAUGACCUCACCAAAAACAAAAGUUUAGACGCUUUAGUACGUAAAGACAGUAGGUUCAAUCUUCUAAUGUGUUCCAGAGAGAUCCACUUAUUUGUAUUUAGAUUGGGUUCAGCCAAUUAUUUUCCUUUUUGGGCAUAUUAAUUUCUAGAAAACUUGAGAGCAAGAGGCAUAUAUAUACGCAAAUAAGAUCACUUCACGCAAACCUCUCUGCUUGGUUCUCUAUCAUGGGCAGAAAACCACAUGUGAUGGUUGUACCAUUUCCAGCACAAGGCCAUGUAGCUCCUCUCAUGAAGUUGGCAUACAACCUAGCUGGCCAUGGAAUCAAGGUCACAUUUGUUAACACAGAAUCCAUACAUGUAAAACUGACGUCUGCAAUGCCUGGGAAAUUCAAGGAGCAAAGCCCAAUAUGCCUAGUUUCAAUUCCUGAAGGCUUGGAACCCAAUCAUGAUGGAAAAGAUAUAUUUGAAGCAAUAGAGAAUGCAUCAAUUUUUAUGCCAGGUCAUCUGCAGACGUUGAUUGAAAAUAUAAAGCAGUUAAAUGAUGAUGACCAAGUAACUCAUGUCGUUGCUGACAUAUCAGUUGGUUGGGCACUGGAAACAGCUGAGAAAAUGGGCAUCAAGCGAGCUGCUUUUGUUCCUUAUGGAGCAGGAAACUUGGCUUUGAUACUGCAUAAUCCUAUGCUUAUUGAGGCUGGAAUCAUAGAUGUUCAUGGAACUCCAUUGAAAGAUGAGCGUAUCAGUCUGUCUGAGGAAAUUCCUGCCUGGAACAAAAAUGAACUUCUAUGGAGCUGCCCAGAUAAUCUAGAAGCGCAGAAAUUCACAUUUCGACAUUUUGUUCGUAAGGCUGUGGAAAUUGUCAAAAUUUCAGAUUGGCUUCUUGUCAAUUCGUUUUAUGAACUUGAGCAACCAGCCUGUGAUUUGAUUCCCAACAGCUUACCCAUUGGUCCAUUGUCAGCAAGUGAUCAUUUGGGAACUUAUCCUGGAAACUUUUGGCCUGAGGACUCAACUUGCUUAAGCUGGCUUGAUCAACAGCCUCCACGCUCAGUCAUCUAUGCUGCAUUUGGAAGUUCAGUAGUCUGUGACCAGAAACAAUUUAAUGAAUUGGCCUAUGGUCUUGAGAACCUAGGACUGCCAUUUUUAUGGGUCGUCAGAUCAAAUUUUACAAAUGGAUUGCAAGUGGAAUUCCCUGAUGGGUUCAUAAAGAGAGUAGAAAAAUAUGGGAAGAUAGUCCAAUGGGCUCCUCAGGAGAAAGUGUUAGCUCACCCAUCUACUGCAUGUUUCUUCUCUCACUGUGGAUGGAAUUCAACCAUGGAGGGCAUAAUCAAGGGGGUGCCUUUUUUAUGUUGGCCUUACAUUGUAGAUCAACUCCAUAACAAGAGUUACAUAUGUGAAACUUGGAAAGUUGGUAUAGAAUUGAUCCCAGAUGACAAUGGGAUUGUAACUAGGCAUGAAAUCAAGACAAAGUUAGAGAAACUGCUUUCUGAUGAGGAUAUAGAAGCCAAUUCAUUGAAGUUGAAGGAAAUGGCUAGAAAGAGCACUAGUGGUGAUGGUGGAUCAUCUUUCAAGAAUUUCAUAAGCUUUGUUGAACAGAUAAAGCAAUAGAGUGUUGUUGGUUUUUUUCUUUGGUUGUUGUGUCUAUUAAAUAAACUUGUGGUGUCUGAUUGAAGUAUGCUUGAAAUGAUGAUGUAGUAUAAGAUUCUGAAUUAAGAAUUUGGGUUUUGUGUA